UCUCUCUCUCUCUCUCUCUCCCUGCCUCUAUAUUUGUGUCAUCUUCACAUCUCCUUUUCUUCUCAUUGUUUCUCAGCACUACUUCCCAAGUAGGAAUCACCUCUCUUGCUUUUCACCAUGGCUUCUAAUCACAAUUGGCUCGCCUUCUCUCUCUCCAACAACUCUCUCCCUUCCGACUCCUCCCAACUCUGCCUUUUCGAAGCCCUCUCCGCCUCAACCCAUCACAAUGGGGGUGUUGAUAGAGAGCAGGGUUUUCCGGAUCGUGGUGGCAGUGACCUCAUCGGCGGCCCCAAGCUGGAGGACUUCCUCGGUGGAGGUGGAGGUGGAGGUGGAGCGGGUGCAGGUCUCGAUCAGUUCUCGGCUAAAACUCCGGCGGGUUUGUCUGAUGCUGAGAUAUACGAGUCCGAGCUGAAGACCAUAGCUGCGAGCUUCUUACGUGGGUUUUCUUCAGAGCAAAGCGAGGCUCAGAAGCAGCUGGCGCUGACGCCGGAGCCGUCGCCGAAGAAGUCCGUCGACACCUUCGGCCAACGGACCUCCAUUUACAGAGGAGUUACACGACAUAGAUGGACAGGGAGAUAUGAAGCCCAUCUCUGGGACAACAGCUGCAGAAGAGAAGGACAGAGCCGGAAGGGACGACAAGUUUAUUUGGGUGGGUAUGAUAAGGAAGAGAAGGCAGCUAGAGCUUAUGAUCUCGCCGCUCUUAAGUACUGGGGUCCGACCACCACCACUAACUUCCCUGUUUCUAACUAUGAGAAAGAACUUGAGAAUAUGAAGAACAUGACUAGGCAAGAGUUUGUUGCUUCACUCAGAAGGAAAAGCUCUGGAUUCUCGAGAGGAGCCUCUAUUUACAGAGGAGUCACCAGACACCAUCAGCAUGGGAGAUGGCAAGCCAGAAUAGGAAGAGUUGCUGGGAACAAAGAUCUCUAUCUUGGAACAUUCAGCACUCAAGAAGAAGCAGCCGAAGCCUAUGACAUUGCUGCAAUCAAAUUCAGAGGCCUAAAUGCAGUAACCAACUUCGACAUGAGCCGAUACGAUGUCAAAAGCAUUGCCAACAGCAAUCUCCCCAUCGGAGGAGCAAUAACCACUGGCAAACCAAAAACAUCUCCCUCUGAUUCUGCUUCCGAUAGUGGAAGUCGCCGGUCUGAGGAGCAGGUUCAGGUUCUCUCUGGCCCAUCAAAUACACUCAUUUUUUCCAAACCCCUCAAGCAAGAUCACCAUCAAUCGGUUGAUUACUGGUCCGUACUGGGGUACCAGGCCUCCACAUUGAACAGUGUUGUGAAGAACCCCAUAUUGGAAUCCUCCUUUCCAUUUCAGACUUCUAGCAACUUGACCAUGGAUUUCUCCACAGCUUCUGCAGGCUUCCUCUGCAAUGGUGGUGGGUACAUUCAACAACAACAGAGCAACAGUAGUAGCAGCACUGCUUCAAGUUCAAACUCAAUCCCAUAUGCAACACCCGUUAAUGGUUUAAACAGCAGUACUAGCUAUGAGGUCUCUGGGUACAACAGCUGGGCUGCUGCGACUGCUGCCGCUGCUGCUGCUGCUGCUGCACCAUCUCUUCAUUCAUUCCAAGCUGCAAAGCCCAGUCUCUCAGUGUUCCAAACCCCGAUAUUUGGCAUGGAAUGAGGUCCUGGAACAGGGUAUUGAAGGGCAAAUCAUGAAGUUGGUAAAACAUAUAGUUUUGGACAGAGGAGAGAUGGACUGACAAUGGUUUCACAGAUGAGGUAGCUAGCUACCAGAGCUGACUGGAGAGAGAGAGUAGUACUAACUGAGGUUUUUUGUGGAGUUCAUGCUUUGUUUUCUUUUGUCUUCUUCUACUCAUCUUGACUGACAUGAUUUACAAAAUGGGUAUAAUGGGAAACAAAAUCCUUUUGUAAUCCUUCAUAUAUUUUUCUCAGUAUGAAUGUGAAUAGUACUCUUCCUCUA
Messenger RNA from Vitis vinifera (wine grape), 1923 nucleotides. RefSeq names its product AP2-like ethylene-responsive transcription factor AIL5. Gene Ontology annotation, molecular function: DNA-binding transcription factor activity; DNA binding. Gene Ontology annotation, biological process: regulation of DNA-templated transcription. The record is from RefSeq and is a predicted model, not a curated record. NCBI's taxonomy places the organism in Eukaryota, Viridiplantae, Streptophyta, Magnoliopsida, Vitales, Vitaceae. The transcript has 9 exons. The coding region runs from base 118 to 1623 and encodes 501 amino acids.